Molecule: messenger RNA, 1194 nt
Organism: Aspergillus terreus NIH2624
Lineage: Eukaryota; Fungi; Ascomycota; Eurotiomycetes; Eurotiales; Aspergillaceae
Exons: 6
Coding region: 1-1194 (397 amino acids)
Biological process (GO): transmembrane transport; carbohydrate transport
Cellular component (GO): membrane
Molecular function (GO): carbohydrate:proton symporter activity
Source: RefSeq, a predicted model, not a curated record
AUGGCCUGUAUAUGUUUGAUCGGCGUUACGCUGCAAACGUCGGCUACCACCGCCGCCCAGUUUACCCUGGGCCGGAUCAUCAACUUCGCAAUGACGGGGUUUUGCAUCGUAGUCACCCCGAUCUACCAGUCUGAAUGCUCCCCGCCGUCUUUGCGGGGGAUGAUCUCGUCGACUAUACAAUUUCAGAUUCUGCUCGGGCAGGUCAUCUCCUCCCUGGUCAACCUAGGAACAAGCCAUAUGGAUACAGAUGCUGCGUGGCAGAUUCCCGUUGGUAAUGACCCUACUCUUCAUCGAGGCUCUCUUGUUAAUAUAUUCAAGGUCUCCAGUUCGUUGUGCCAGCUUUUAUGUUGGGACUCUUACCGUUUAUGCCAGAGUCUCCGCGAUGAGCAAGCACUGCACUGCUUAUCCAGGCUCCGCAAUAAGGAGGCGGACGAUCCGAUGAUCUCAGAAGAGAUCCGAAACUUGCAACAUGACCACAGCAACGAAUCCAAAGGGCGAUGGAAAGAGCUUUUCGAUGAUGCAAAUCGGACCAGGACAUGGAUUGCAAUUCUGGUCAUGUUCUUUCAGCAAAUCACCGGCCAGGCAUUUGUGUCGCAGUACAGCGUGUCCUUCUACAAAUCACAGAAGAUUGGCGACCCCUUUCUUCUCAAUGUCCUUCAAAAUAUAGUCAGCAUGAUCUGCAAUAUGAUCACUUUUACAUACGUCGACAGUCUUGGCCGCAGGUAUGAGAAUCUCCCACCCACUCUUCAUCGCGGGCUAGCCACUACACCCCACCCAAGCGAGUCUCAAAAGAACGCAAUGGCGGCGUCUAUGAUGAUCGCGUUCGGAUUUUACGGGCUCUCAUGGGCGCCGAUCUCGUACAUUGUGCUGGGAGAAGUCUCCAACAGCCGAGUGAAGGAAAAGACCAGCAACCUGGCGGUAUCUAUCUCCGUCAUCACCACCUUCAUCGUCUCCUUUACCGUCCCCUACCUGACUAACGCACCUUACGCCAAUCUCGGGGGCAAAGUGGGAUUCCUCUACGGGGGUAUCACGUUCGUGUCUGUGGCCGUGGCCUACUUCUAUGUCCCCGAAUUAAAGGGCCUGUCAUUGGAGGAAGUCGACCGGCUGUUCGCGACUGGACGCCCUGUUCGUCGCCUCAGUGGGAGGAUGCUGACUCUGGCCCACGAUGACGACACGGCAAUGAACAAGCCGUAG